Molecule: messenger RNA, 1969 nt
Organism: Papilio xuthus (Asian swallowtail)
Lineage: Eukaryota; Metazoa; Arthropoda; Insecta; Lepidoptera; Papilionidae
Gene: 5-HT2A
Product: 5-hydroxytryptamine receptor 2A
Exons: 9
Coding region: 4-1911 (635 amino acids)
Biological process (GO): serotonin receptor signaling pathway; chemical synaptic transmission; G protein-coupled receptor signaling pathway, coupled to cyclic nucleotide second messenger
Cellular component (GO): dendrite; plasma membrane
Molecular function (GO): serotonin binding; G protein-coupled serotonin receptor activity; neurotransmitter receptor activity
Source: RefSeq, a predicted model, not a curated record
CGCAUGGAUGUCGCGUCUAUCAUGAAUAUCACCUACUUAGAUCUUAUCACUGAUGAUCUACAAUGUCAUCUGAAAACAGUCAAUGGAUGCGGCAAUGCGCACUCAGGACUCGAGUGCACGCGUACCGAAAAAUCACUUGAUUACUUCUGCGAAUUCAACUUUAAUACGCAAAAUGAAACAUCCUAUAGUUGCUUCAAAUGUUCUAAUAACAAUAUGGAUCUCAACUAUACAGUGUGCGACGGAAAAUUAAAAAGUAAUAUGCUCUCUUUUGUUUUUGAAAGUGCAAUAAAAACUUUUUGGUUAAAAUUACCUGAAUUCAAUAUCUGUGAUUGGGAUACGUUAUUCUGUUACAAUAACGAUCGGACGUUAUACAUGGACGUUAAUGAUAGUGCGUAUAAUAUAAGUGAUGUACAAACUGUUCAAUGUAAGUGGAACGUGAAGAAUUUUACGAUAAAUUCAUUGGAAUCGGUCGGUUACGAAUGGAGCUUUUUGUUCGUAAUUCUGUUUAUAAUAGCGGGUGGCGUUGGGAAUAUUCUGGUUUGUUUAGCGGUCUGCUUAGAUAAGAGACUUCAAAAUGUCACAAACUAUUUUCUGCUGUCGCUGGCGAUAGCGGACUUACUCGUUAGUUUGUUCGUAAUGCCCAUGGGUGCAAUUCCUGGAUUUCUAGGUUACUGGCCAUUGGGUGUUGUGUGGUGCAAUGUGUACGUUACAUGCGACGUGCUGGCGUGUUCAGCAAGUAUUAUGCACAUGUGUUUUAUUAGCAUCGGCAGGUACCUUGGUAUACGUAACCCGCUCAAAAGCCGUCACCAUUCCACUAAGAGGGUAGUUGUAAUUAAAAUUGCUCUCGUUUGGCUUCUGAGUAUGUUCGUAUCUAGCUCAAUUACAGUUUUAGGUAUUAUAAACCAAACUAAUAUAAUGCCGACGCCGGAGCUAUGUGUGAUUAAUAACCGCUUGUUCUGGGUGUUCGGUUCACUGGUGGCGUUUUACAUUCCAAUGUUAAUGAUGGUGGUAUCCUUUGCGCUCACUGUACAGUUGUUAAAACGACAAGCUCUAUUAGCUGCUACACCUGUACCAGGAGGAACUCAAAGAAGGCAAUGUGGAGGUUUUGACAAUGGCCCUUCUCAAGGUCCUAGACGAAUUGGUGCCAAGAGCUCUCCAGAUUUAUCGCCAAGUGGGAAUUCUUCGAGGCAUAUGACAUGGAGGAUAACUUCAACUAAUAGAGGUCAAAGAAACAAGAUUGGUAUGAGCGUGUCCAAUCCUCAACUGAGUUAUAUGAACGGUUGCGGGAACGGCGCAGGCUCGGCCCGGAGAGGACGUGACGUUGCUACGCAGACGCCAGCGAGUAUUGCUGCUGAGACAAGGCGGGCACGCUUGAGACCGCUGAAAUUAAACAUCGCACCACCUAAUGCUCUCAAUUUAAGGUUUCUUACUAAUCGAAAGAAAGGAAGAUCAUUAUCAGCGAAUGCAGUUGCCAAUGAACAGAAAGCUACCAAAGUACUUGGUCUAGUCUUUUUCACGUUUGUCCUGUGCUGGGCACCAUUUUUCUUGCUCAAUAUAUUAUUUGCAUCAUGCCCAGCUUGUAUUGUUCCAGAUCACAUAGUCAAUGUUUGUUUAUGGCUGGGUUAUGUAUCUUCGACAAUUAAUCCGAUUAUCUAUACAGUAUUCAAUAGAACCUUUAGGGCAGCGUUCUUAAGACUUCUGAAAUGUCAUUGCAGCAGACGAGGUCAUUGCACUCGCUACAUGUCAGGGGGAUCAACACGCGGUGCGUCACAGUUAUGUGCGCGCUCCGCUUUACCACUGGCCAUAUCCCUUCGACCUUCUGUGAUGCCGACCACUUCAUCAGGAGGGCAGGAGACAACAGAGUCGGUUCUCAUAGAGGCUCCACUACCAGGAUUUAAUAUGAGAUAUUAAAUUUGACUUUAUUUAUUUUUAACAUAACCAAAGAUAUGAAAUUUCUAGUAUUAUCGAA